Aspergillus affinis is the source of this 2163-nucleotide messenger RNA. RefSeq names its product phosphatidylinositol-3-phosphatase YMR1. The transcript has 3 exons. The coding region runs from base 1 to 2163 and encodes 720 amino acids. The record is from RefSeq and is a predicted model, not a curated record. Gene Ontology annotation, molecular function: phosphatase activity. NCBI's taxonomy places the organism in Eukaryota, Fungi, Ascomycota, Eurotiomycetes, Eurotiales, Aspergillaceae. Gene Ontology annotation, biological process: dephosphorylation.
AUGGAGAGAACACGGGUCGCCAAGGUUGACGAUGUGACCUUGGCGCGUCGUGGUGAACAAGUCGUUGGCACCCUCCACCUCACCCCUCACCAUAUUAUCUUCUCCCACCUUCCCCCGACUACCAACAACGUGCAAGCUCAAGAUACGCCCGCAAGGCCAAAAGAGCUUUGGAUAACGUAUCCGAUAAUUUCGUUCUGUACCUAUCGUCCAACUCCCGCGGCUUCCCGCCAGCCUUCUUCAAUCCGUUUGCGGUGUCGUGAUUUUGCGUUCGUGUGCCUCUAUUUCGCCAGUGAAACCAAGGCGCGUGACGUAUACGAAUGCAUUAAGGGAUGGACAUGCAAGGUGGGCCGGAUCGAUAAACUCUAUGCAUUUACCUACCAGCCGCCUCCCCCGGAGCGUGAGCUCAACGGUUGGGAGCUGUACAACCCCCGUCAAGAGUGGGCCAGGCAAGGUAUUGACCAGGAAGGCCAUGGAUGGCGACGCUAUCGUUCGAGAGCAAGGGUCCCAGUCCUGACAUAUCUCCACCCUAUUAACAACUGCUCGAUUACCCGAAGUUCGCAGCCCCUGGUGGGUGUGCGUCAGAACCGGUCCAUUCAGGAUGAGAAAUUAUUAGCCGCGAUUUUCUCAACUUCUCGCUCAGAACGACCACUGGCCGGCAUUACUCCUGCGCAACUGGAAAGCGAAUCGUCCAGUUCGACCCAGGGAGACAUCUCAAAUAGUCAGACGGGAAUUGCCUUAACCAACGCCGAGGAGAUAGAAGAAGAGAUGUUGGCGUUUCAAGGUGACACCGAGCAGAAGCCCCAUGUAUAUGGGGCUCAGCAGCAUAACUUGAUUGUCGACGCGCGACCAACUGUCAACGCGUUUGCCAUGCAAGCCGUGGGCCUUGGCUCGGAAAACAUGGACAACUAUAAGUUCGCGACGAAAGCGUACCUCGGGAUCGACAAUAUCCAUGUCAUGAGGGACUCCUUGAACAAGGUAGUCGAUGCGCUAAAAGAGUUCGAUGUCACACCUUUGGGACCCAACAAAGACCUCCUUGCACGCAGCGGAUGGUUGAAACAUAUCUCUGGCAUUUUAGACGGCGCCGGUUUGAUCGCUCGUCAAGUUGGACUUCAACAUUCGCAUGUUUUGAUUCAUUGCUCCGAUGGAUGGGACCGAACAAGUCAACUAAGUGCCCUAAGUCAAGUGUGCCUCGACCCCUACUAUCGUACCAUGGAAGGUUUCAUGGUGCUGGUGGAAAAAGACUGGCUUUCUUUCGGACACAUGUUCCGACAUCGAUCUGGUCACCUGAAUAGCGACAAAUGGUUUCAAAUCGAGAAUGAAAGAAUUGGGGGCGACUCCAACCGCGGGUUUGGCGAUUCUGGAGGGGCCGGUAAGGCUAUUGAAAACGCAUUCCUGAGCGCCAAAGGCUUUUUCAACCGGGACAAUACAAGUCGUGAUUCUCUUCCCGACUCGGAGGGAGAGAUGCAAAGCUAUGACUCUGAUAAACCCGGCCUUAAGAACCCCAGCCCGGCACCAAGAUCGGCCGGUCCGGAGAAAGAAGUGACGAAGGUGAAGGAGACAAGCCCCGUUUUCCAUCAAUUCUUGGAUGCAACUUUUCAGCUCUUACAUCAAUAUCCUACACGGUUCGAGUUUAAUGAGCGGUUUUUGCGACGGCUACUCUAUCACCUCUACUCCUGCCAAUUUGGCACUUUCCUCUUUAACAGCGAAAAAGAGCGCGUGGACUGGAAGGCGAAAGAGCGGACUCGGAGCGUGUGGGAUUACUUCCUUGCUCGGAAGGAACAGUUUCUUAACCGCCAGUAUGAUGCUGUCAUCGACGACCACAAGCGCGGCAAAGAGCGUCUAAUUUUCCCGCGAUUGAAUGAAGUCAAAUGGUGGAGCGAGGCAUUUGGCCGGACAGAUACCGAAAUGAAUGGCUCUCGUUCGGCCAGUGCUACUGCGCCGAUCAGCCGCGAUACCUCCCGCGCCAGGGCACCGGUCUUGACCGGUCUUGAAUCAUCUCACAGUUCGAUUGGAAACGCAGCAAAGGACCGAGAGUCCCCUAAGGCUGUCGCAGCCGAUAUGGAUGAAGUGUCCUUGGGAGUGCCUGACCUAUCCUUCUCGAGGAACAAGGAAAAUGGCCAAGCUUCCAAGACCAUAAGUCAGAUGGAAGUUGAGAUGCAAUGA